AAGUGACAGUGUUCGGCGCGUGCGCAGUGUGGAUGCAGCGCAAAGAGUUUCAUCUCGUAAUUAAUAAAUCUGUUAAUGAAUGUGUUUAUGAAUCUGCGUCAUGGCAGGAAUCAAAGCUCUCAUCAGUCUGUCGUUUGGAGGAGCGAUCGGGCUGAUGUUCCUGAUGCUCGGCUGCGCUCUGCCCGUCUAUAAUGAGUACUGGCCGCUCUUCCUCCUCUUCUUCUACAUCCUGUCGCCCAUCCCGUACUGCAUCUCUCGACGCGUGGUGGACGACACGGAUUCUGCUAGUAAUGCCUGUAAAGAGCUCGCCAUAUUCCUCACCACGGGAAUCGUUGUGUCUGCGUUUGGGCUGCCCAUCAUAUUCGCCCGCGCUAGUGUGAUCGCGUGGGGAGCCUGUGCGCUCGUUCUGGCGGGAAACAUCGUGAUCUUUGCCACCAUCCUGGGCUUCUUCCUGGUCUUUGGGUCAAACGAUGACUUCAGUUGGCAGCAGUGGUGAAGCCUGAUGCCGCGUCCGGACCGUUUUUGCUGGGCGCAGCGUCACUGUAAUACUGUUACUGCAGUUUCUGUUACUCUGACAUUAUUAUGUUUUUAUUUAUAAUUGCCGCCCAUUGUUAGAUGCAGGAAAUCAGUGCAAUAAUUGUGUUCAUUUUAGAUUCUGACAUCAUAGACAUUUGUUUUGUGUCCUUUCCCAUUUCACGCAUUAUGGUCCAGGUGGUCAAGCGAAAACACUGGCGACUGAGCAUUUUAUUUGUUGCUUGAGGCAAUUGAACAAAUUUACUGCUUAAAACUGAUUAAGAGAAGAUUUUUUUGCAGUGCAGAUCUGAAGUGUGUUCACAAUGUAUUUAUUUGAUUUGUUCUAGUGAUAUAUUCUUGUUUUCUGUUGUAGCUUCUCACUAAUUCCAUAUUAAAUGUAACAUUUAGAAAUUAAGUUCAUGUUGUUUUUAAAAAUUGCUUGGCGAGCACGUUUGGCAUCUUGAGAAACCCAGAUAUCUCCUUUCACCACCGAAGGAGAACCCCACGGGAACCAUUUAUCAGCUAAUAUGAACAUGCAAAUUAAAUACAAAUGAUUGUUUUAAAUGUAUGCAGACUAGCUCAUAUUCAUCAUCAUUUAAAGAACUCAGCGUAAACUCAAAGAUAAACGAAUCUAGAUCCAGCUUGACUCGGUUCUAGACUCUUGUGAGCAUGUACAGAUCUGAGUGAGUGUUGUUUAAAAAGUCAACAUGAAAUCAAAAUGGAUUUUUUACUUUCUUAACACGUUUCUGGUCUUAUUGUGAUCGAUGCAUCAGUGCACGUUAGCAAGAAAACUAAACCUCUUUUCAGCCACCGUCAUCAAAUCCUUUUAUUUUUCAACCAGCUGUCAUAUAGAGACACUUCACACCAUUUACAGGAGAAAGUCCAGCCUCAUUGAAUAUUUAGUUUCACUAGGAAAUGUGUUUUGAAUGGUUUCAUGUCGACUUUUAGGUUUUGAAGAUAUGUUUCGUUAUUUUCUAUCCGUCUCUGUCUGUGCAGAAACUGAUGUAACAUUGUGACUUUUCUCUCUUGUUCUAUUUUCUUUUUUUAAUAAAUGCCAUUUUGGAAAAAAAAAAAAUCU
Molecule: messenger RNA, 1591 nt
Organism: Myxocyprinus asiaticus (Chinese sucker)
Lineage: Eukaryota; Metazoa; Chordata; Actinopteri; Cypriniformes; Catostomidae
Gene: leprotl1
Product: leptin receptor overlapping transcript like 1
Exons: 4
Coding region: 101-496 (131 amino acids)
Biological process (GO): late endosome to vacuole transport via multivesicular body sorting pathway; negative regulation of growth hormone receptor signaling pathway
Cellular component (GO): endosome
Source: RefSeq, a predicted model, not a curated record